UCAAGAUGGUGGAACGUAACUCGAACAGUUCGUGAAAUUAAGCUGAUUAUAAUCUUAAUACAUUGUGUUUCAGACAAGAUUUGUUCGAAUAUCGAUGGAUUCUGAACGUCAUGCUGUUGAUUUCAUCUGAAAAUCGCAAGAAGUUCAUUGUUUCAAGUGUUAGAGCAGGGGGACGGAGGUUUUCUGACCUGGAGAUGUUAGUGGGCAUGGAGGACGAGCAUGUGGACAGCGCCAGGAGCCGAGCUGGGAGCUGCGUGGAGUUUCACAGCCUUAAAAAGAUGAAGACCCUCGCCCAGAGGCGACAGUCGGCUCCCUCGCUGGUCAUCAGCAAAGCACUUACAAGAUCCAGAAGCGCUUCCAGGGAAAGCUGCAUGAUGCCGGUCAGCCCCGAGUCGUGUCCUCUCGUCCAGGCCUUCCUGGCCGAAUGCCUCGGCCGCCUGUUCCUGGGUCACGCCCAAACGCAGCUGAAGACGGGUCUGCAGACCCAGGAGAGACACCUCUUCCUCUUCAACGACGCGCUGCUAGUCGCUAAGGCCAAGUCUCCUACUCAUUUCAAAGUAAAAGCCCAGGUCAGAGUGUGUGAGAUGUGGAUGGCAAACUGCAUGGAUGAGGUGUGUGAGGGAAGCACAAACCCAGAGAGGAGCUUCGUCAUGGGAUGGCCCACCUGUAACUUUGUGGCAACUUUCAGCUCUGAAGAGAUCAAGGACAAGUGGCUGUCACUCAUCGUUGGUCGGUUAAACGAAGGAAAAGAGAAGGAUGAUCCCAAAACCAUUCCUCUGAAGAUAUUUGCCAAAGACAUUGGAAACUGUGCAUAUGCCAAGACGCUCGCCGUCAACAACAAUGACAGAACCGACGACGUCAUUCAAAUGGCUCUGCAGCAGUUUGGCAUAUCUGGUUGUGUGAAGGAUCACCGCUUGUGGGUCAGUUCCUGUAAAGAUGAUCCUCCAUAUCCUCUCAUUGGCCACGAGUUUCCCUUUAGCAUCAAGAUGAGCCACAUUCGGAACGGAGGGAGCAGCCCUGGCGGACACGGAGGAGGGCUGGGGAGGGAGCCCAUGAGUCCGACCGACUGCCCCGAAGUUCUGCUGCUGGACCAGUGCCUUCCCCCAGACACCCAGUGCCAGUUCAUCCUCAAACCCAACAAAGUGGUCCUUGAGCCUCCACAGAUUAUAGAGCCCGCACACCAGAAGACCUUCAAGAGGAAGCGAUCCCUGAUCAACUGGCCUUUCUGGAGGGGCUCCAGCACCCAGCUGGACGGCCUGCCUCUGUCCCCAUCACUGCUGUCUCCUAGCGAGGGACGGCUGUUUGGACAGCCUCUGAACUCGGUGUGCUCUUCAGAUCACGGCCUGCCCAAGCCCGUCAUGGAAAUGUUAGUGUUCCUGUAUCAGGAAGGGCCGUACACCAAGGGCGUGUUCAGGCGGUCGGCUGGCGUCAAGGCUUGCAGGGAGCUUCGGGACAGGCUGGACAGCGGGACAGAGGAGCCGGAGAUCACACACCAGUCUGUGUUCGUCAUCGCCGCCGUCCUCAAGGACUUCCUGCGAAAUAUCCCGGGCAGCAUACUGAGCAUGGAUCUGUACAAUCAGUGGAUGGAUGUGAUGGACGGAGACGGAGGAGAGGAGCGGCUGCCGGGUGUUCAGAGGCUCCUGCAGCUGCUGCCCAGUGAGAAUCAUCUCCUGCUGCGUCAUGUGAUCGCCGUGCUGCACCACAUACAAGGCAGCGCCCACGACAACCAGAUGAACGCCUUCAACCUGUCUGUCUGCAUCGCUCCCAGCAUGCUUUGGCCUCCGACCCCGAGCACUCCUGAGAUGGAGGGAGAGGCCACGAAAAAGGUGUGUGAGCUUGUGCGCUUCCUCAUAGAGAACUGCAGCAGCGUCCUGGGAGACGUUGCCUCGUUGUUCAAAGACGUCAGCCAGAAGAGCAGCAGCGACCACGGAUCUGAUGUUUCCUCCUUCCAGAUGAAUGACUCGUCCUACGACAGUCUGGAGAACGAGCUGAACGAUGACCCUGAGUCUCCCUACCAGGAGCAGCUGCUGCUGCGUGAGAAGGCCAAACCGGAAAGCCGCAGCCGGGACUCGGUCAUCACCCUUAGCGAUGGCGACCCCGAGCCAGACCCCGACACCAACCACCUCCUGCAGCUCCCCCCUCUGGCCAGGCCCAGGAGAUUCAGCCCCGCCGUACGGCAACCCCGCAGCGGCUCGUCGCACGCUCCCAGGAGACUCCGGAGAAGCUCCGAGCCGGCCUUGACUUUGGCGAAUGUGCCGUCUACCGGCAUGGCGGCGGCCAACGCCGACAGCCACCACUUACCCUUAAGGAAGGCCAGCUACGACGCAGCCAUGGAGGGGGAAGAGGACGAGGUGUUUGUGGAGCAGGGUUUGAGCAGACUGCAGCUAAACGAGGAGGUGAAGGACGGGUGUGUCCAGAGAGGAGCCAGCGGUGGGCGGAGGAAGACGAAGCACGCGCCUCCGCCUCCUCUGCGAUUGGACGCCAGCUGUUCCAGCCUGUCUUCACCGGCGACUUCUCCAACAGGAUCCUCCCUCAGUUCCUUAGACUCUGCCUUUUCUCAGUACUCCACUGACUAUGCCACGAAUGGCGCAGCUACUCAACGGUCGCCGAGAGACUCCCCGCCUCAGAGGGACGCCGCGCCCCAUUGGCAACCAUCCGUCCAUCCGCCUCGUGGGAACCAGAUCUCCCAGUCCCACGGACUUCACCCGAACACCUGGCUCAAGAAGGACCGCUGCUUGUCUCUGAGACAACCCGACACCGGACCCUUGGAGGACGUACCUGUGGUGAAUGGGAAUUCCUACCUAACCGGCGGUGGUUGUUCUGUCGCUGUUGACGACAUGGCAGCGACAGAGCCGAACGAAAACUGCCAUCGGCGGUCCAGCAGCCCUCCAUCCUACCAGCAGGCUCUCGUCCAGCUUCAGCGUAACCGCUCCCCGUUUUACAAAGGCGCAGAGAAACCCCUGACCGUCAAAGAGCUGAGGCAGCUUCACGACCAGAGCUACGCUGCCAAAUCCUCCGGCGCAAACUCGUCAGACAAUCCCAAACCAGCAACAGGAGCCAAGGUCUCGCAAAGACCGGCGCGGACCGAGAGAGUCCAACCUCCGCAGAGUGUUUUCUAUGGACAGACGGCCACCACUCUGGUCCUGCAGAGGCCAAAAUCCCACUCCCUCACCCCUGCUGCCGAAGGCCACAAAGGAGGAAAGACCCUUCCUCGCCGAGCCUCCGAGCCUGCUAAGGUCUCGGCCAAUUCGGACGCCUCCAAGAGCCUCACCCUGGACAGACCUUUAGGCGGUAAAACUCAGCCGAAUGGCGGCAGACGGAGGGCGUCGCAUGCGGAGUCCGGCCACACCCACCCGCAGCUCUGCCUGUCUCCUUCCGCCACCCAGGUGGUGAGGGACUACUUCUCCUCACACGGCCAGGCAGACCCCGACUCCUGCCUGCGGAAGAGUCAGGAGGUUGCCGUAGCGAUAGCGCAGAACAAGAAGGAGUGGCAGAGCAGGCGGUGUAGCGACCCGCGACUGGAGGACUUUGAACAGCUCUUCUUCGCAGAAGAGUCGUAUGUGUAACAUAAGAACUGUACAGACAAAUUGUAAAUGGGAGAAUGUGUGUUUUUUUUUUAUAUAUAUAUGGGGUUUUUUUGUGUACAGCUGUUGCCUUUUAUGGUAUAUGUUUUUCUUAUGUUGCAGUGUUGAGUACUUUAAAGGUACUCUGUUUUCCUAAAGGUACAAAUAUGCACCACAACUAGCAAGAAAUGAUAUUUAGCAGUGAUUAUCGCUCUGACUUUAUGAACAGUUAAUACAGCUACUCCAGAUAAUUUCUUCUUUUUUUUACCCAUGGUUUAAAUUAGCAGGAAGUGAUUUAUUUUCUUUCUAGCAUUUUUCCAUCUUUUUUUAAACAUGUGAAUUUUUUUUAAAUAUUUAUAUAAAAUCUGUCUUUCCACUCACACAAGUGUUCUUGUUACUGGUAGCUCUGGUUUGGAUCUCUUGGAACGACGGGACGUUAAAAUUAGAGAUGCACUGAUCACAGAUUUGUAGCCAAAUUCCAAAUCUUCCUGGUUUUUAAAGUUUGGAUUUAUACGUACUGAUGUUUUUAGUUACUUAGUUAGUUUAGUUUAGUUUUAGUACAUAAGCUAAUGGGAUUCAUUUUAUGUGUUUUACUAUCAUUUUAAAGCACAAAACCAUUAAGGAAUCGACAUUUUAAAUAAUACUGAACAUCUAGUUUAGUCUUCCACACAGAGUGUCGGUACGGUGCCUUCACUGAUGGUUGAAAAAAGAUCAGAUUCUUGAGUUUUCUACUAGAAGGAUCAGCUUAUUUCACCAACCAGCUGAUUCUUCUGUGUGCCUCUCUAGUUUAAAUCUUUUUGAGGAUGCUUUUAUGUCACUACUAUAUUUUAAUGAAGAAAAGCAGCCAAUUUAACAUGAAUAAAUCUUGUUCGUAUGCCUCUCCCUACAGUGAGGCCAAGAUGAUCUUGUUUAUAUUAGUUUGUUUCUUAAUAAAUGGCCUCAAUUAAUACAUUUCACUUGAUUACUACAAUAAAAAACAUAAUUCACUCAUUUUAGCUCCGUAAAAGAACAGGUUUCAUGAGUGUUGCAUGUUUUUAACAAGAGAAGGGUGGCAUUGUCCAUUGUCUCAAAAAAUACUCUGUUUAUUAUUUCCAUCACCUUGAAUUGUGUUCAGCCUGUAUAGUUGUGAAUAUUUAUGCUACAGAUAUAUGUAUAAAUAUAUAUAUAUAAUAUCUUGAACCUUUUUGGUAUGGUUUGUGAAAACGAAAUAUGUAUUUUUGUACAAGCCAAUUCUGCUGCUGCUGUCCUAUUAGUAUAUUUGCUAUAAAACGCACCAUUUGUAUAUUGUGUAAAUCUAAUGCUCACAAGAACAAGGAAAAAUGUGGAUUUUAAUAAACGUUGCUCUUGUGAAACUA
Poecilia reticulata (guppy) is the source of this 4918-nucleotide messenger RNA. The record is from RefSeq and is a predicted model, not a curated record. Lineage: Eukaryota; Metazoa; Chordata; Actinopteri; Cyprinodontiformes; Poeciliidae.